Messenger RNA from Peronospora belbahrii, 1884 nucleotides. Lineage: Eukaryota; Oomycota; Peronosporomycetes; Peronosporales; Peronosporaceae. The record is from the annotation of a GenBank genome assembly.
AUGUGUCGCCCGAUUGAGUCCCGUGAUUCAUUAGGUGCCAUGGGAUCUGCCACCUCCGUGCUGUUUGCAAGCCAUCCGUCUGCAUACAAUAACAAUCAUACAGUCCUGGCAAACCAAAAGGUUAAGAAUGCUACGGGGCGUGCACCGAUUUGGUCCACUGCCAAUGACAAGAGCUUUGGCGUGGACGGUAUCAAUAUGCUGAACAUGACGGCACCACCCUUAGUGCUGCCUUUUGUAACCUCUUCAAAGAACAAUACUGCAUCAACGAUACCGUGGGAUACCGCUGCUCCCAUGGACGACCUGCUGAGCUUGGGCUUGCCUAGCAACCAAUUUCCGGCCAGUCCGAUCCCCUUGGAAAGCAAGCCCAAAAAGAUUCAAAUGAACUUUGAAGCCCAGGAGUUGGAAGAGCUAUUGGAAUGUUCGAUGCCUGGCGACUCAGUGAAGAGCAGUAAGGAAAACACAGGUCACGUGAACGUAAACGACGGCUUCGAUGGAACAGAAAUGUCCAUUCUAUACAGCUUUUUGGUGGAUACUCCCAAGGUCACGUUUAAGAAGGUUGAUGAAGUAGAUGACGGUGUUUUGAACCUCAAUAUGAUGACGGCAUCUCCUGUUGAGAGGCUUGUGGAAUCACUUGAGGCUGAUUUUACGGAUCCAGAGGUCAUGAUGAUUCCGCGGUGUCAAAAGUCCAAGGUAGCUUCGAAAGUAUUGAAGUGCCCUGGUGAAGUCAAAAACCGUCGUCUUUGCAAGAGCGAGGGCUGCUACAAGCGGUCACGCUCAAAUGGCCUGUGCAUUUCGCAUGGUGGUGGCCGUCGAUGCGCCAUGGAGGGCUGUGAUAAAAGCUCGCAGGGCGGCAACCUUUGCAUCCGUCAUGGUGGUGGUAAGCGUUGUAGCUACAAUGGCUGUGAUAAGGCGGCACAGUCGAAUUUCCUAUGCAAGGCACACGGUGGCGGCCCGCGUUGCCAGUUUAAUGACUGCUCGCGCAGCUCGCAGGGCGGUGGCUUCUGUCGCUCGCAUGGUGGAGGCAAGCGCUGCAUGUACGACGGCUGCGAAAAGGGCACGCAGCGCGGCGACUUUUGUGCGCUCCAUGGUGGAUCCCGUCUGUGUGAGGCGCCGGGCUGCAUGCGAAACGACCGCGGCGGAGGUCUGUGCGCUACCCAUGGUGGAGGCAAACGCUGCACUGUGGACGCGUGCAAUAGGCCAUGCCGACGCAAGGGUCUGUGCUCUGCUCACCUGCGCCAGGCGGAGGAUGCAACGGAGUCAAGGUCAUCUUGUUAUCCUGUCCUAUUCAAUGUGUCAAAGACGGAAAGAGACAAGGAGGAAGCAGCUUACUGCUCGUCAGUUCUUCUGUAUUUACGGCAAGGACAUAGGACAAGAUGCUAUUUUGACCUUUUUCCAUUACAACUUAUGACAAGUCCUAACGAAGCGAUACCUCGUGCCAAGCGGCUACAGCUUCUGCGCGAGGCCAAGGCUCGCAAAGAGCGUGGUGAGGUCGAACAUAGUGAUGAAGCCGAUGCAUCUGCUGCAAUGCAAAAUCCUGUGGUGGAUAAGCCGAUGGAUGUGGAAGUGAAGAAGCCGCAUGAUCAUCAGCAGGACACGGACGUGAUCGAUGACGAAAAGGCAAAUGAUCUUGUAGAAAAAGUGGACCAGAUGCAGGAAGAGAAUGUCAAGACGGAAGACGAGAGUGAGGAGGAGCUACUGAAUCUUGCGCCCAAACGCGCCAAUUGGGAUAUGGAACGCGACAUUGCACCCAUGCUACGCAAACUAGAGCGGCGCACCCAGCACGCUAUUGUCGAGAUUUUGCGAGAAAAGCUUGCAGCAGAGCAGCAGGAACAAGAUAGCGACGAUGACGAGGAAGAUGACGAGGAGGAGGAGAUAGAUGCAUAG